Talaromyces atroroseus is the source of this 2181-nucleotide messenger RNA. RefSeq lists its product as hypothetical. The transcript is spliced from 2 exons. The coding region runs from base 1 to 2181 and encodes 726 amino acids. Lineage: Eukaryota; Fungi; Ascomycota; Eurotiomycetes; Eurotiales; Trichocomaceae. The record is from RefSeq and is a predicted model, not a curated record. Gene Ontology annotation, biological process: positive regulation of transcription by RNA polymerase II; DNA-templated transcription. Gene Ontology annotation, molecular function: DNA-binding transcription factor activity, RNA polymerase II-specific; zinc ion binding; sequence-specific DNA binding.
AUGACAAACAGCGCGGCCGGCAAACGUCCCUCGGAAAAGGGCAACUACCGCGGCCAGCUGGGCCGAUUUCGACUGAAUCCAACGGUGUCUUCGUCGCAGAAUCCGACCUCCUCGCCGCAACAGAGCAGUAAUAAUAAUAUUAUUAUUAGUAACAUUUCCACCCCGGUCUCCCAGCGGGCAGAACCGGCCGCCAGCUCGGUGUCCUCGACCAGCACCGCGACUUUGAGGCGGCGUGCUUCAAGGUCAGACAGUCUGGAGAAUGGCAACCCAGCCAUUGAUCGCGACACUCACGUUUCCAAGAGCAAGCGGGUUUCGACGGCGUGCGAGUUCUGCAGGAAACGGAAAAAGAAGUGCGACUUUCGAUAUCCGAACUGCUCCGCUUGCACCCGCGCCGGUGUUGUUUGCACUGUACUCACCCUGGGCCAAUCUGUUGCCAAUCAGGCAGUGCCCCGAGACCAAAUCGAGAAUCUUGAAAAGCGAGUGGAAUGGCUGGAAGAAUUGCUGCGAACGCAGGCCAGUUUAGAUGUAUCGGGAAAGUCGACAGGCUCGGCAGUUGAGGAUAGUAUUCAGGCCGAAUCACCACAUACCGAACCGUGGUUUCGUGUUCCAAAGAUGCUCACGCAACCCCGGGCGGGAAUUGGCUUGACUGCUGCAGACGAUACCGCCGAAGGUCCCAACUCAACGACUUUACCGUCUUUGGAAGGGGGCCAGUUGCCCAACAUUUCCGAGAUAUUUCGCGAUAAGUUAGAGAAUCGCCAGAGCAUUGUUCCCCGUUCCUCAACAUCAGUCUUACCCCAAGUGCGUCGCAUGUCAUCCUGGGACGAAGCCGAGGAAUUAGUGAAUAAAUACUUUGAUGGCUUGGGAACCCAGUAUCCGUUUCUACACAAACCCGACUUCAUACGUGGGAUGAGAUGUAUAUAUCAGAAUCAACCAGUUGCCCCAGAUGUGCAAAAUUCGUAUCAUAUCACGUUGGCUGUUGCCCAUCUCACGACCACCAACGACAUUCAGCAAGCCACAGCCUUUUAUAGGGUUGCUAGUGAGACGUUAACCCCUACACUACAAAACGAAGACCGUGUCUCUUUGCAGGCACUGCUGAGUCUAGCAUUGUAUUCUCUUUCGUCUCCUGCGGGACCUAGUAUAUGGCAAGUCUUGGGGACAGCCAUGAGGCUCGCCACUAGCUUGGGUUUACACAAGGCUCGACUACCGACGACCAAUACAAAGGAUAUGGUCGACUAUGAAAUGGAUAAACGUGCUUUUUGGAGUCUCUAUAAUCUUGACCGUCUAAUCUCGGUCACGCUAAGCAGGCCAUUGGGAAUAUCAGACGACGAUAUCACAGUAGACAUGCCGUUAGAAUUCGAUGAAAACUGGGUCGAAGCACCACGGAAUUGCAACAUGUCGAUAUCUGUGCAGGUUGUCAAAUUGCGUCGAAUCUUUUCAAGGAUUUACCGAUGCUUAUAUAAUCCUCAUGCCGAACUCGCUACGGAUGUUACUUCAAUCCUAGAAGCGUUCCAGCAGGAGCUUAACGACUGGCGCACGUCCGCCCCUGUUAUACAAUCAUGUCUACAUUACUCGACCAGCUACUACGACUUUCUCUACUACUCAGCCCUACUACUUCUAUACCGCCCUUCCACUCUCAACCCGAACCCGGACAGCACUUGUAUUGUAGGAUGCGGCGAGGCCAGCAUCCUCGUCAUACAGUCCUUUUGGGACAACUACACUGCCGGUAAAAUAAAAUGGCUUUGGAUUACCUUGUCCCACGUGUUUACUGCGGGUGUCACCAUACUCUGGUGUCUCGAGCAAGACAUUCGCGCAGUCCGCCACGGCAUGCCUCCGCUCUGGGGCAACCCACAGGUAUACACAAUGCUCGACUUUGUACACACUCUUCUUGACGAGUUUCGAAAGAAACGACAAGGCGCGGAUCGAUUAAUCAGCCAAUUUAAGAGCCAGAGUCAGCAAGUUACCUAUCGUAUGGCCCAGGCCACCGCAGAGCAGCAGCGGCAGCAGCAACAACAAGCGCUGGAGACGAUCCAGCAGUUACAGACCACUGCUACUUACAUACCUAGCACCAUACCCACCACCAUACCAGCCACUAUGCCGGCAGAUCAGAUGAUGAUGGUCCAUCCGAUGUUUUAUAGCUAUGGAUGGGCAGGACAAGAAAUCGCAUCUUUCUACGGAUUGUAA